UAGCCUUAUUCAUUCAGUUCACCCACACUCACUCCUAGCCACCACCGUCUUCCCUCUCUCUUUUUAUUUUCCCGCCCAACAAAAAAAGGAAGCAAUGGCCAAGAAGAAUCAAGUUGCCAGAAAUGAGAGAGAACGCAAGCGAGUUCAUCAGGUAAACCAUGGUUUCGACGUGCUCCGCAACCGUCUUCAACCAAAGAAUCAUACCAAGAAAUGGAGCAAAGCAGACACCCUUCGUGAAGCUGUCAAGUAUAUUCAACAACUUCAGGUUCUUCUCAAUCAAGAUCCACAGCAACCAUCAGUUUCUUCUUCAACUCCCGACUACACGAUGAACAACAGCAACAACUUCAACAAUUAUGCCGUAAAAGAAGAAUUCUCGAUGUAUUUGCCUCAAAACUAUUGCCCACAAAAUCAAAUGUCAGUACCUCAUGGAGAUGUUUCCCAUAACUUCAAUUCUCCAACAUCAUCAGUUUCCUCAUCUUCUUACUCACCAACUCAAAUGUGUUAUCCUCCAGUUUCAUAUUCCAAUUAUCCACACCAUUAAUUUGGAAAAUCGAUAUUUUAGUAUUCCCUUCUUAUCAUUCAAAGAUCUGGUGCAUUUACGGGUCUCCAUACUGUUUUUGUUUUUAAUAUUAAUUGUUAGAUUUUUUUCCAAAAAACUCAAUAGCCAAUAAAUCAAUUCCUACACAUUAAAA
Messenger RNA from Caenorhabditis elegans, 692 nucleotides. RefSeq names its product Helix-loop-helix protein 14 (gene hlh-14). Gene Ontology annotation, molecular function: DNA-binding transcription factor activity; protein dimerization activity. Gene Ontology annotation, biological process: regulation of transcription by RNA polymerase II; generation of neurons; regulation of growth. Bases 95 to 541 code for a protein of 148 amino acids. The transcript is spliced from 3 exons. The record is from RefSeq and is marked reviewed. Lineage: Eukaryota; Metazoa; Nematoda; Chromadorea; Rhabditida; Rhabditidae. Gene Ontology annotation, cellular component: nucleus.